Sphaeramia orbicularis (orbiculate cardinalfish) is the source of this 4208-nucleotide messenger RNA. It is a transcript of the gene lpgat1, whose product is annotated as lysophosphatidylglycerol acyltransferase 1. The record is from RefSeq and is a predicted model, not a curated record. Gene Ontology annotation, cellular component: endomembrane system; endoplasmic reticulum. Gene Ontology annotation, molecular function: acyltransferase activity. Bases 642 to 1760 code for a protein of 372 amino acids. The transcript has 8 exons. Gene Ontology annotation, biological process: phosphatidylinositol acyl-chain remodeling. NCBI's taxonomy places the organism in Eukaryota, Metazoa, Chordata, Actinopteri, Kurtiformes, Apogonidae.
CUGUGUUGAUGUGUGACUGUGUGUGAGUCGGAGGUCUGGACAGAUAACGUCUCCGGCAGAUCACACACAAAAAUCUGUGUUUUUCACAUGUAAGGCGCAUAUGUUGUCUAUACGUAUCGGGGCGUUUGUGUAAGCAGCAGCAGCGGUGAUCUUAGCUCUGGCUCGGACUGUUUUCACUAGCUUAUUCCAGCUCUGUUAGCUCGCUAACUUGACGACAAACGACGACGACGAUGAUGAUGAUGAUGAUGAUGCAUUGGAGGAUUUAUCCCGGUGUCUCUGACUGAGAUGGAGCCAGCGACGCUCAAGUGGACUUGCUUGCUUGCUAGCUAGCUAGCGAGCUAACGGUAUCCGCCGGGAAUCUCCGUUUUACCGGAGCAGACCCCUGGAUAACAUUAGCUUAAAUGGGCGCAGCUGCAGUUUUAUGGCAUACGGUUUGUUGUAACGUUAUCAGACGUUUCCAGCAGCGUCCCCAGAUUUCAUAGAUAUAUACUACUAACCAUGUCCACUAGCAAAAUUCGCUAGCUAAACCAUUUAGGUUAGCUACACGUGACAUAAUUUAUCUCCGCUCCAGCUAUUAGCUCCGUUUUUUGGUGUCCGUCCUUCGAUGCUUCACUGACAUUAACUGGACGGUGUGUUUCAGGAUGGCACAGCUCUUGGACGGGGCCGGCAAACUGGGCUGGGUUCUGCUCAAGUCUGUGCUCCGUUUUGUGUUUAUGUUCUUCAAUAACUGUGUAGCCAUCCCAUCCUACUGCUUAUACCUGCUCCUUCUCCAACCACUGAGAAUAUGGGACACUUCCACAUUCUGGCACAUUGAAGGAGUCAUGUUUAAAUGGUUGUUGGCCAUGGUGUCUUCGUGGGGCUGGAUUGCAGGUUAUACAGUAACAGAAUGGGGUGACGACGUACGGCCGAUCUCUGAAGAGGAAGCCAUGGUCAUCGUCAACCACCAAUCCACAGGAGACGUGUGUACCCUCAUGAUGUGCCUGCAAGACAAGGGCACGGUGGUACGAAAAAUGAUGUGGUUGAUGGACCAUGUGUUCAAAUACACCAACUUUGGCCUAGUUUCCCUGAUCCACGGGGACUUCUUCAUCAGACAGGGUAAAGCUCACCGAGACAAGCAGCUGGUCUACCUGAAGGAUCACCUAGACAAAUACUACCACAGCCGGGACAGGAAGUGGAUAGUGCUUUUCCCUGAAGGCGGUUUCCUGCGAAAGCGGCGGGAAACCAGUCAGUUGUUCGCCAAGAAACACUCUCUCCCCCACCUGACCCAUGUCACAUUGCCUCGUCUCGGGGCCACCCACAUUAUCCUGAAGACCCUGUCAGCCCAGCAGGAGAACGGCAGCGUGGGAGGCGAGGCUGGGACCCUGAACCAGACAGGUAUUAAGCGUAAAGGUCUGCAGUGGGUGGUGGACGUGACUAUAGCCUACCCUAAGGCGAGGCCCAUGGACAUCCAGACCUGGAUCUUCGGCUACAGGCCUCCCACAGUCACACAUGUACACUACAGGAUGUACCCGAUAAAGGAGGUUCCUGUGGAGGCAGAGGCCCUGACUGACUGGCUCUAUCAGAGGUUUGUGGAGAAAGAGGAACUGCUGGCCCACUUUUAUGACACAGGAGCGUUUCCUCCACUGCCAGGACAGAAGGAGGCAGUUUCCCGGCAGAUGACCCUCGACCCGGUGUGGCUGUGCGUUAUCCAGUCGUUCGCGUUCGUCUCCGGCUACAUGUGGUACAGCGUCCUCCAGUACCUCUACUGCUGUUUAUUUUGAGUGCGCUGAUGAGGCGGAAGUCUUUAUCAGACAUUUGGAAAUGCCUCAGGAUCAGUUGGUGUGUGGCCCAGCGUCAUACUUGCCCACGAUGGAUGAAUGUACAUUGACAUAAAAAUAAAAAAAAAAAGGCGGAGAGACUCGACAGGAAACGCAGAAGAAAAAAAAAAUUCCGAAGAUGUAAAACACAGAUUUACAGAAAACCCAUACAAUAUGAACGUGGUCACACAGGCAUAGUUAACUUUGACACAACUCUUAACACCACACACUCGCUCCAGCAGCCUAGCAGAAUAAUCUCCCGCACUCGUCACGACUCACAUGUUGAUGUUUACACGUCCUCAUACACGUAGACGCUCACAUAAUGUUUUUAUUCCGAGUUAACGACGUGAGGCUCAGGACUCCUUCCAGAAGACGUUCUGGACCGGACCCUCUUCCCCCCCCAGGCUUUAGCCGUAGUAGUUUUACAGAGUUUAAAGAGUGUGUAUAUGUGGACAUGUAUGAGUGAAUAAUAAUGUAUGACUAGAAGCAUAUUGUCUGCCCUUCUUCUUCUUCUUCUACUUCUACUUCUUCUUCUUCCUGGUGAGAGUUGAUGAAGCCCACUGGACCUCUGGCCACCCCGUCCGGAGGCGGCGGCCGUAUGAACGCUGAGGCUCCGCAGCCAGCUGCUCCUCUGGCUGUCAUUGCACUAAGGAUCCAUACUGCCCUAACUGCCCCCCCUCCCCCUCCUGAACGGUGGCUCUUAAGUCUUUUCAUUUCUCUUCUUCUUCUUCUUUUCUCCCCUUAACCUGCAUAUCUCCACAACAACGACCACCACGUUUUGUCGUUGACGUCUUUUGUCGUCCGAACUUUAUUUUCUCGUCUAUUUUUUUUUUUUUUUUUCCCCCUCCUCCUGUGUUCGCCCAACUGUCGAGGCAGAGAGAGUUGGAAUCAUGUUUACACUGGCUCCGCUGCUGAAGGCCCAUAACGCCUGAUGGAAAAAUAAAAAGCGGGAUGUGAAAAAGUUAACGAAAAAGAAAAAAAAAUGGGGCAGAAGUUGCCGUCUGAUCACCUGAAAAGUGAUCCCUCUUUGUGGAUUCCCUUUCACCUUUCGCUACACACACACACACACACCUGCACACACACCGCCAUGUGCAGCUACACGAAGCAGAGCUGGCGUGGAGUCGAGGAUCAUCUCAGCGGGCCAGGCUGAGAACCGAGAAGGCAGAGACUCUUCUUUCCCCAUCGGACUACAUUGUUUUACAAAUAUUUAAGCCAUAUGCUUAGUGUUGUCAGGGUGGGAAAAUGACAUCAAAUAUGAUUUUUAUAGGAAGCUACCCUAAUGUUCAGCAUUAAAAUAGAGAUUUUGGCUUACAGAACUAUAGGUGUCAUUACUGUAAAUUUACAGCAUAACCUGCCUAAGUGAGUGUGUGGUUGUCUUUUCCCCCCAUUUUUGAUAUUCUAUGAUUAAUGUCGUGUUGCUCUGUGACGUCAGAGUUCGGCGGCAGUUUCACCAACGAGUGGUCCGAUUUUAUUUCAUUUUAAAUGACAUAAACUGUCGUCCUCAUGUCAUGGUAUGUUUAAUCUUGUACAUAAAGAAGCCGAGGAGGAGUUUUUCAUUGUUGGAAAUGACUUGGUCCGUGAUAUUUCAGAGAAUUUUAGUUUCUAAUAUCUUGAAUGUUUUAAGAAAAAAAAAAAGACGAAAGAAAGGAUUUUUCCCUUCACUUCCAGUGUUAAACCCCUGUAUUCUUUUUUCUCAUCGAGCCCCUUCACCAGGGUAUUAUUGUGUUACUUCACGAUAUAAAAGCUUCGUACCCAGUUUCAGACUUGUACCAUUUGACACCAUAAAUCAUUAAAAAUGCUGUUAAGGAUCCGGUGGAAAACCUCGCCUCUCAAGCCUUACCUGAUGUCACGGUGGUUUUAAGGUCCAGAGCUGGUUUCAAGGGGUCGAGCUGAAACUGGGUGAGAGAGAAGAAACCAGUCGUUCUUCACUUUAACGGAGGGAAACCUGACAGAGCUCUGCUACGAGGCAGCUGUUUUGUCCCGAAUGUACUCAUAGUGUUUUUGAGGUUAAUUAUACGUCAUUUGCUCGGCCUGCUUUAAAUAAUACUCAGAAAACCGCAACAGUUUUCACAGAGUAACGCAAAAAAAAAGUUUAACGACGACCUGACCGGGUGGGUUAUGUGUCCACGACUCUUUCAGAUUUCCCUCCGUCGUGAGAAUGACGUAAAAGAAGCAUCGUGUUUUCCUUUCCUCAUUUUCUACACGUUUAAUUUUACCUUUUUUUUUUCCAAAGAAGGCAGGGAAAUAAUGUUUUCCUAGAUGUGGUUUUAGGAAAUAAACACCAUAGGGAUUUAAACAAAUUAUACUAGAACUGUCUGUAAUUUUCCAUUUUGUACUUCUCCUUUAAUUCCUAGCUACACAGCCAUUUUACAACACAAAGAACUUGUGCUGGAAUAAAACAUCAUAAAGAUC